Messenger RNA from Laccaria bicolor S238N-H82, 417 nucleotides. RefSeq lists its product as uncharacterized. The record is from RefSeq and is a predicted model, not a curated record. The coding region runs from base 1 to 417 and encodes 138 amino acids. NCBI's taxonomy places the organism in Eukaryota, Fungi, Basidiomycota, Agaricomycetes, Agaricales, Hydnangiaceae. The transcript has 2 exons.
AUGGGCGGGCCAGCUAAUUUCGAAUCCGACGGCCGCCCACAAGGCACCCUGGACGUACAAACUGAGCAAUGCGAUCAGACGGCGAAUACAUGUGCCGUUACAGUCCCCGCACCGGGCGUAGCUCUCGUUUUCCUCUCCCAUGCCGCUCUGACGGAGGUUACCGACGCCGCUCCGUCCACCACAUUCUCUACUACAUUUUUAACAAAAACAGUAAAUACCCUCACUAUAGAUCCGUCAGUGUUGGCGACGUCCAACGGACAUGCGGCGAUGCAUGCCAACAAGGAUAAUCUUGGAAGCACGAGUAAGGGGAGUAUUAGUGCAGCGGAGGUGACUGGGAGAUUAGAGGGCGGUGCUUUGGUAUUGUCAGCGAUUGUUUUCGGAGCUUUGAUGGUGGGAAGAGGGUUGGUUAUGUGGUGA